AUGGCGGUUCGCAUGCUUUCUCGGUUGAAUUGGGUUUCAAGGCGUUUUUACGCUGCUACUGCGGAUUCAUCAAAAAUGACUUUAGCAGAGAAGGAAGCAGCAGAGUCCAAACAUGCUGAAUGUAAGUUUCAAAUGUGAUAAUAAGAGCGAGAUAUAUCGCAAAAGCGAUAUUGUUGUCUGAUAUUUGGUCGACCUAUUAAUCAUAUGACAAUUUUAUAAGACAGGAUUAAAAGUCUUAGAAACUCCCCCUUCUUUCCUUCCAACUCGAUUUUUUAAGACGUGUUUGAAUAGGUCUCUUUUUAGUAAGAACUAGCGUGUACCAUCCCAGAAGUCAUUUCAACUAGCCGAAAGAAAAUUUUAAUGAGCGGGAUUGAUUUCAGUUCUUCAGUAAUUUGAAUCGCUGUGGCUAUAUGGCCGGUAACCGGUCAAGGUUUUCAAAACACUAAAUGGCCGGCAGUCCGUUAUUCUCAGUAAAUUUCACAAAAUCGAAAGAUUCCAGCUAAUGUAAACUAUCAUACGUCGAUUUAGAAAAGUCAAGGAUCCUGAAAUGCUUUACAGAUCUCAAGUCUAAUGUUUGGUUUACGCUGAACCAUGUUUUGUGAGACUUUUCAGCUCGACUGCCAGUCAAGGUUUUCAAAACACUAAAUGGCCGGCAGUCCGUUAUUCUCAGUAAAUUUCACAAAAUUGAAAGAUUCUAGCUAAUCUAAACUAUAACAUGUCGUGAUCGUGAUCAAACCAGCCGGUUUUGUGGGAUUUCUAUAUCAUAUUUUUGUUGGUCGCGAGUCUUUGGAUGUUCGUUACUGUUUUCUGUCCAAAGCGUGGCGUGACAGGCGACGUUUGACGUCAUGCCAUCUUGACCUUUCAUGCGGCCUUUGCGGAAAACCGGCAGGAAUCUUUCGAUUUUGUGAAAUUUACUGAGAAUAUAGAACUGCUGGCCAUUUAGUGUUUUGAAAACCUUGACCGGCAGUCGAGCUGAAAAGUCUCACAAAACAUGGUUCAGCGUAAACCAAACAUUAGACUUGAGAUCUGUAAAGCAUUUCAGGAUCGCUUGACUUUUCUAAAUCAACGUAUGAUAGUUUACAUUAGCUGGAAUCUUUCGAUUUUGUGAAAUUUACCAAGAAUAUAGAACUGCCGGCCAUUUAGUGUUUUGAAAACCUUGACCGGCAGUCGAGCUGAAAAAAUUUCCAAGUGUCACAAAACAUGAUUUCCUCCUCUGAGCCCAGCGCAAACCAAACACUAGACCAAAGAUCUGUAAAGCAUUUCAGGAUCACUUGACUUUUCUAAAUCGACAUAUGAUAGUUAAGAUUAGCUGGAAUCUUUCAAUUUUGUGAAAUUUACUGAGAAUAUAGAACUACCGGCCAUUUAGUAUUUUGAAAACCUUGACCGGUUACCGGCCAUAUAGCCACAGCGAAUUUGAAUUCCCCCAAAAAACUUCACUCACCCCACGGGCAAGUUAAGAACAGACUUGACUAGCCCAAAAGCAAAACUACUAACCCUUGGCUAUGGGUCACUACUUUCUUUGUAUGCUGAGUUUGUAUUCUUUUUUAAUAUUUUAGCAACCAUGAAGACAUGGAAGAACAUUUCAAUUUUUGUCGCUGUGCCAGCAAUUUUGAUCUGUGCUUACAAUGCCUGGGUGAAGGAAAAGGAGCAUCAUACCCAUCCUAGGCCAGAGUUUCUUGAGUAUCCCCAUCUAAGGAUUCGUAACAAGGUAAAUUAACUGAAAAAGAAUGAUCCAAAUUGCUGUGCUUUUCAAUAACGUGCGAACUCCGAAGUUCAAAAGCCAACUUGCGUUUUCGUUCUUCACUGCCAUCAGUCAUCUUAGCGGACCCCUCAAGAAACAGAAAUUUACUUUCAGUGAGUUCAAACGUUUAUGGCGUGUGAUUUGUUAGUGGUGGAUUUUGAUCCACUUUGUGUGGUUCUGAAUCUCGGCACCAUUACUUGUGAUCGUAAUUGAAUUUCAGAGUUUGCAUGUUAUUGAAAAGCAUAGUAAUGGUUAUUUAUUAACUAUACACCAAUCCCAGGUAAGGCAAGACCCUAAAUUUCAAUCUGACAUCAAAGUUGAUGAUAGACAAAAUCUUUAAGAUUGCACAGAAUAGGAAGGGAGUGUUUUUUUCUGUAUUAAAUUAAUUAUUGCCUUCUUCACAUGAUACAUUAACAGCAACUUUUUGUUCAUUUCUUUGCAACUGAGUCCCAAAUGAUACUCAAAAUACCUGUAAUAAAGCAGCUCUUACAGUAGUUUUAAUAACACAUCUCACAGCUUUUUUCAGUAAACAGAGUUUCAAAAUAUGGACAGAAGCAAUCCAACCAUCUUGUCUUGAAUUUGUACUGAAGAAAUUUACAGGAAUGAUACUUUUACUUUCAAAGAUGUUGAAACACACAACAUAUUUUUCUUUGUUUGAGAUUUGAAUAAAUUUUAUGUCCAGGCUUGUAAGUACCUAAGUUGACUAAUAUUCUGAGACAUAAACCCUUUACAAUUAAAAAAAUUGUCAUAUUCUACUUAUUAUUUGGGAAUGACUUCGAUUAAUAGGAAUGGAUUGCAUUUCAUGUUCAAAACUGAAUACUUGAAAUUGCACCUGGUCGCUAGAGGUGCUUACGAUUUACUCACAGACGACUAAAAUUAAAAGCAAGUAGUCCACACAAGCGCCUAAAACUUAUGCUUCUUAUGACAAUAGCUUCUAUGCCAACUUCAAAUUAACAAACAACAAAAUUCCCUGCUCAUUCUGCGCUUUUGAAACAAAAACUUAAAGCGUGUGGUGGUCGAGUGUGGGCAAAAAUAAUUCUGCAAGUAAAAUUAAACAAACAAGCACUUGUCUUGAAAUUCGCACCAGUGACCUCCACUCCCAGGGCUUCUGCUGCAGUACAGUUGAAGUUUCUUGUCUCACAAAGAUCUCAAAUGAAUUUUGUAGUCUCAGAAAAACUUUUGGUAUCCAAAAAUGCCUUUAGUUGGUCCUUUUUACUGCUUAAGAACUUUAACUUCACUUCGCUUAAAUUGUACGUGUAAGCACUGUUGAUUGGCGUGAAUGGUUGAUUCAUGCCUCUUGAAACUCAAACAAAUCAAGUUUCGAGAUGCAUGAAUCGAGUUUAGGGGAUCUGCUUACUUACAGCAAAGGAGAUACAGAUACUGUCGAUAAGGUCAUCCUGGUUAAUGAGGUUUAGGUACCAUUGCUCCAGAUUCAUUCUUGAAAUACAGUUGGGGUUCAGGAAAAGAUUGGCCCUUGAAUGUUUGCUCAACUUGAACUGUGCUACUUUUUAUGCCCUAAUGAAUUUGAAGUUUAUCAAUCAAUGGGUUUCUAGAAAUGUGGCUGGGGCUCCUAACUUUUUACUUUAACUUUUUUUUCUUAUGCAGUAGCCUUGACCAGAAUCUUCCAAACAUAGCCUCCUCUGGAGUAAAGAAUGUUGAUUGGGUCAUUUGCUAACAUCAAUCAAAAUUGCACCAGAGAAAUAUGCCUCUUUUGUCUUGUGUUGCUUCCAGUCACUUACCUGUAACAGGAAAACGUUCUUUCCAUUCUUUGACGAUUUUUUUUUUUCAGAGUUACAGGGCUCGAAAUAAUUUUCGAAUAGUCUCCGGUCACGAUGACCGGCCAAAUUCAUUUUUGCUCGGUCACGUAUCGUUUCUGGCCGGUCAAAUGUAUACGAUGAAUUACUCUUUUAGGGGCCCAUAAACCCAAAACGUUACGAAUUUAUUUCGCAAGAGUCGUUGCUAAGAGCUUAUAGCACUUCAGUAAAGUGCUUUACGAUAAAAGUAAAAUACAACGGCGAAAUGAAAAUAAGCUUAAUUAAGCUUAUGUGUAUUAUCGUUACACUUUCUGUAAGACUUACAUGUUAAAUAUCAUCAUUCAGUACACAUUAAAUUUGUCUGGGGCGUUCACAUGCAUGUAUAAUGAUUUCUGGUGUGAGAUCUUGAUCCUAAAACUCCGGCAGAGUGUUUGUACAUUGUUUAUCAGGUUCACGGUUGUACAACCUUUCAUGUUUACAUUACGUACGCGGCCGAUUAACACAUCGAUAAAGUUGCGAAGAGUGAAAUAAUUAUUGUAACGUUGCUAUGAAUUAUAGUCCCUUUGCAGUACACUGCUUUGAUAAUAUUUGUUCCGCUUAAGGAAUUAAUUUAUACGCAGGGACAAAUGUACAACUUGAAAAUUACUAAUAAAAGUGGAAAUAUUUGCUAAUUUUGUGACUGGAAGUGGGCAAAUCCCGAUGUCUGUUUCGAUGCGCGAAUUGUAAACAACGGCUCUAGUUGCAUGUCACCAGGAUUUCAUAUCAAAGUUCCGCAAUACACAGCGACUCGAUAAAUAACAACUGAAACAACUGAACAGCAGGAACCUUAAAUUUAUUUCAUUUUCAGUACGAUUGAAUUUUGACCGGUCAACAUGACCGGCAAGACGAAAGUUUGACCGGUCAAAUCCACAAUCAGUCCGGACAUUGUCCGUUGACCGGCCGUUAUUUCGAGCCCUGGAGUUAAGUCACCUGCAUUUUAAGAAUCAUCUUUUUGGGUAUUGUAAAUUAAGAGCUUCUUUAUACCAAAAAGCACUUUUUUUAUCACAACUGAACAAUAAUUACUUGUGCGCUGUUAGGUCAAGAGCUAUGUUUGAUAGGAGUACAGACCCUGGAAAUGACUGGAUGGUAGCACAAUUUGUUUUUCUCUUUCUUGCACGCCCAAUUUUCCAAGAAACUUCGACAGAAAUGGGCAUCAAAAUAAUCUUGAUGCCCAUAAUAAUUUUAUUAUCAAUGUUAGUGUAAAACAAAUUGAGAGCAUGGUCUGUUCUCUUAUGGACCAUAGAAAUGAGGUCAAAAUUUUGGUUUUACUUUGCAGUAAAACAACUUGCCAUUAUAGUCAUUUCUAUGGUCAGUAAGAGUACAGACCAUGGAAAAUUGUUAUCGAUUUGGUAAAGUGGUGACUUUUUGUGGGGCAAACAAAAAAUAAUUGGUAAGUGAGAUGUGUUGAUCAGCCAACUGUCACCUGUUGUGCACAUUCAUGAACAUUCCAAUCAUGACAAUAACAAACCAAAGAGCACUCCUCAUUUGGAAGAAGGCUAUUGUUGAAUGCAUUACGAUAAUUAUUAUUUAGAACGAAAAAGAAAUGUUGAGGGCAAUAAUUCCUUUCCUAAUAAUUAUAAUAUUGAUAAAAGUCAUUCCUAAAUAAUGCGUGGAACAUGCUAGGUAUUUGGACUGUAAGACAGUUGUGACUUAUAUACUGUAUUUUGCAGGCAUUCCCAUGGGGUGAUGGAAAUCACAGCUUGUUCCAUAAUCCACAUGCCAAUGCUUUACCUGCUGGUUAUGAAGAUGGCGAUGAAGGUCAUGAACACUGA
Porites lobata is the source of this 5306-nucleotide messenger RNA. Lineage: Eukaryota; Metazoa; Cnidaria; Anthozoa; Scleractinia; Poritidae. The record is from the annotation of a GenBank genome assembly.